AUGAGUUAUGGCUUGCUAACCCCCGAGAAAGCAGUGGACGUGAUCAGCCGUAGCUUCCGUGGGAACCAGCACUGGGUACCGUCCAAGGCGCUGUCUACAUGUCUUUCGGUACCUUACCAACGACUUCUCGUUGUGACGACGCCAAAAGAUGAUCUUUCUAACUUGAUCUGGACGAGUGUGUUGGUGCUGGUUUACUGUGCAACGCACCUCGUGGACUCUCACGAGAGUUGGUACGAAGUCUCAGAUGCGUGUACAGCGUGGCUGCGGCAACAGCAGCUUUUCGUAGACCAGCGUGAAGAUCUCGUGCGCAGUGCCUGCAAUCUGUUGAAUGUCGGGGACCCUGACCAGCUUCUCUUGACGCUUUUCGCUUCAGUGCUGGAGCCAUUUGACCCUGCAAUAGCAGAGGAAAAUGCCAUGCUGCUACGUGAAGGCUGGCAACGAUGUUUCUUGAAUGAGCCUCCGUAUUCUGCUUACUAUUGGAACGCCGAGACCAACCACAGCACGUGGCGCCAUCCUCUAGAAACUGCGCAAAUGGAGCGAGAUCUCCAAGAGAGGAAGGAGAAACGGCACGCUUUACUUGCUAAGGUUCUUCCCUUGCGUCUUCCCAUUAACCGCGAUGCGAAGCCACCCACAGCAGUGCAAAUGUGCUGUGAAUGUGCUGUACGUAACACGAAACAAGCUGCCGCUGUGCUUUGCCUAGAGUGCGGCUCGAAAUACUUCUGCGACGAAUGCUGCGAUGUUGUGCACUGCGAUCGAAUCAAACGUAGUCAUUUGGCCAGUAGUACUAUGCGCUUCCGACCGUGUUUUGGUCGUGCCGGUUUCCCCAAGAUCGAGCCAAGACCGCGUACACCGUUCAUGAUUUACCAGGAGGAGCAAAAGAGACUUCAGGAAGAACAAAGCGAAGACAAAAUCUCAGCUAGCUUUUUCAUGACUGUGUACUGCAUUGUCGUGAUGCUUUUCCUCGGCUUCGAGUCCAUUACGCAGAGCAUCGCGAUGACCGUGUCCGUGUUCGCUGCUGUGAUAGGAAAGCCAAAGUAG
Phytophthora infestans T30-4 is the source of this 1038-nucleotide messenger RNA. RefSeq lists its product as uncharacterized. Gene Ontology annotation, molecular function: protein binding. Lineage: Eukaryota; Oomycota; Peronosporomycetes; Peronosporales; Peronosporaceae. The record is from RefSeq and is a predicted model, not a curated record. The coding region runs from base 1 to 1038 and encodes 345 amino acids. The transcript is spliced from 2 exons.